Messenger RNA from Actinia tenebrosa (Australian red waratah sea anemone), 1898 nucleotides. RefSeq names its product hemagglutinin/amebocyte aggregation factor. Gene Ontology annotation, biological process: collagen fibril organization. Gene Ontology annotation, cellular component: extracellular matrix. NCBI's taxonomy places the organism in Eukaryota, Metazoa, Cnidaria, Anthozoa, Actiniaria, Actiniidae. The record is from RefSeq and is a predicted model, not a curated record.
GUUCUAUUUAUAAAUUUCGACCUUGACUGCAUAUAAAUACCUCCACAUAACAUGAAAACGACGAAUUUAGUUAAUCAGUUCUCCAGGAUUCAACCAAGUGAAUCAUUCUAGUUUGACAAGGUUCACUUUCACAUUGCUGGAUAUUAACCAUGCAGGCUAAAGAAGUUCGACAUGUUUUGUUCAUUUUGUUUCUUGCGUUGUAUAUGCCCGGUCUCCAAGCAUGUGGGUCAAGCAGCAGCAGAAACGAUUGGCAUGCCACUAUCAACAUGAAUUGUGAUAGAGGAAUGAGUAUAAGUCGCUUGAACAGCUUUCAUGAAAAUGAAUACGAAGAUCGUCGUUGGGCAUAUUCCUGCCAUGCUAACUCUAAGGCUCUAAUACGCUAUAAUACUGGCGAAGAAAAUACCCAUGAUGGUAAACUGGAUUUCGUCUGUCCUCGUGGAGGUUACAUAACUCGAAUGUACAGUAAUACCUACCGGACACUUUACAAAGACAGGACAUUCAAGUUCACAUGCAGCCGCGAGAAGUACUGGAAUCCACCUCACCCUAAAGGAAACUGCUAUUGGACUGCCUGGAAAAAUAAAUAUGACGGCGAUUUGGACUUUUGGGUGCCAACUGGUUAUCACUUAGCCGGUGUGGAAAGUAGACAUUACAACUGGGCAGAGGAUAGAAUUUGGAAAUUCUAUGUGUGCAAAUAAGUGUAUAUGAUUAUGGAAAAAAUAGACACCGAUGAUACGGCCGAGGAAAUCGAUUUUUGCAAUAACCCGAACUAUCUAGAGUUCUAUACCUACUUUCUCAUUAUCGUGAUUGAUGUAAUUAUGGAAACAAAUGCAAACGUAUCAAAACUAGUGUUUUUAGUGAGGUUGUAAUUACCAAUGCCACCAUGCAAUUUACUCUUCUUAAAUAAUAUCCGCAUAUAUUAUUGACGUCAUUAAAACGAGGCUAAGCCCGCAGAGCUUCAAAUUUAAGAUGGUUGCCAAGCAGUAAAACUGAAUACCCGGGAGAGCAGAAAUAUACAAAGUUUUUCAUCCAGAAAUUUUUCAGUGCACAGCUAAAAAAAUGUCAGAGAUUAAGAGAUUCCAGAGAGGUAUUUUGUUCCCUCACUGAACAGCUGUUCCAUAUUUGGAAAGCGGCAGUCAAAUUAUCCUGAAAUCAUAGAACCUUUCUUUUUCGAAUUUUCAAUUUAGACAGCCAAAAAUAUACAAAGAUUUUCAGUGCACAGCUUGAACAAUAUGUCAAAUGUCUAGGAUACCGUUAUGCAGAAUAUCAAUGGUGGAAUGAUUUAAGACCUCUGAUCGAGUCAGAGAAUUUUUUUGGGGUGAAUGAUUGCAGUACACCGAAGUACUCUAUAACUUCCUGGCAAUUGAUAAUUUACAUCGAUGUCAAGAUAAAUAAAAUACGGAAAAUCAAUCACAUGAAAACUGGUAGUUUUGAUAUAAAUUCGCCAUUUCGAAAUUACACAAAUGCUUACGUUUUUAUACCAUGGACGUAGUUUUCACAACGAAAUUUAAUCCCAUUACAUACAGUGUUCUUUAUCUCCGCUACUAUUGCAUGUAAUUGUCUUAAAUUCUUUUAAAAAUAAUAAAGGUGUAACUUGGAAGAAAAAUAAGCUCCCGCGUGUUGCUGCCUGGCCGCCAUUUUGAAUUCGAAGCCCUCAUUUUGAUUACGCUAAUUAAAUAUGCGCAUAUUAUUUAAGAGUAAACUCAACUUAUGUUAAGUGGCACACAGCAAUCAAACUUGCAAAAAAUUAAUAAAAUGAGAGCCUAAAUGUAAGCCAACUUUGCUCUGAUGCUAAUGGGCUAAGGAAUUAAAAAAAUAAACACUUUUGGAAUACAUGGGUCCAUUGAAGGAUUGUAAUUUCUAAAUUUAAAUGAAAUGAAUAAACAACUGCUCAGUGAAAA